AUGUCAACCUACUCAAUCCACUCUUUUGGAAGUCAUUCUCAACAACAAAAUGACGAAGACUACCCAAGAUAUAUGAAUAAGGGAAUAUACCUUAUUAGGGAGAAGAAUGUUGUGCUUGAUCAUGUUAGGAGAGAAGUAGAAAUAGCAAUUCGUGCUCGCAAUGAUUUCUUGGCCUUUAUGAACCAUGAGAUGAGAACUCCAAUGCAUGCAAUUACAGGACUUUCCUCUUUAAUUCAAUAA
Dovyalis caffra is the source of this 240-nucleotide messenger RNA. The record is from the annotation of a GenBank genome assembly. Lineage: Eukaryota; Viridiplantae; Streptophyta; Magnoliopsida; Malpighiales; Salicaceae.